AUGUCACUCAGCCCGUACACCAUCGAUGUAGGUCCGUGCAAGGCAGACGGUAGGCGAGACGUCUUUCUUCAGUGGCAUCAGCGCCCAUGUUUUAGCACGACGCAUCGCGGGAUCACACGGGUCUGCCUCGCAAAAUGGCCGGCGCGCUCGAGGACCGAUGCGGCACUGGAGACGAACGACGUGGAUGAGAGUGAGGCACUGCGAGCACAGCGAACUGAGCAGGUGUAUCAGACCCUGCUCGAGUUCGGUGAUCCACAGGGCCCGCCCACGUCACCUCAGCUAAUGUGCUCUGACCAUGGUGCGGCCGGCAACGAUAACGAUGCGAGGUCUCCUUUGGAGCAGUACCUGUGCGUCUUUCACCGCGAAGAAUUGGCUGAUCAGUAUGGCCGUUACACCUUUGUUCAGCCGCACACGAUCUGCACCGCGUACCGCAUCGCCGACUUCACUACGCUUGAGUUGGUCCUGCACAAUAUCACGCCGACCGACAUUUCCGCCGCCGCAACCGGCGUGUUUGUCCGUGGCCAUCGUCAGUCCAGCAAGGGCCCUCCAUCGAGCACGCCCAUAGAGUAUCAAGGCAUUCAAUACAAACCGGCGUCGAAUCUGUGGUGGAUGGGGGCACCUUUGUCGCUGAAGCCAGUGUACGUGGCCAUGCCGCUUGGUCCGCAGGUAGGCGCGACUGGUGGUGCACCGAAGGGCUUUGUGGACAAGGCAUCCGGGUCGCAUGCGGACGGCAUCGCGGCGGCUGACUCUGAUUACGGUGACCAGGCGGCUGGAGACACAGUUUCGCGCCUAGUGGCUUCCCCCAUUUCCGUCGGCGCCGACGACGGAGCAGCGAAAAGGGAAUCUGGUGACAACACAAGCAGUCCACUGCCCGUGGAGCUCGAGGGCCGCACGGCACAAGGUCAGUUUGAGUUCCGGCACUCCCGCUCCUCCAGUCCCAACAUGUGCUGCCCGAGCCAGAGUGCAGGGCUCCCGGCGGAGGGGCAGGCGCCACAGGUGGCGGCUGCCGCGUCCUCUCCGUCGUUGCCGAGGACUUCGCUUCCUUUGGUCAGCAAUGCCCACGCUCGGUACGUCGCAGUGGAGGCAACGGUGCUGGCGCAGCUGGAGCUCUUUGACUUGGCAGCCGUUAGCUGCACAUGUGCAAGCUCGCUCGCCGUCGUCCGCACGGGCGAUGACGAGCUGGGCCUCGCAACGACGACACCGCAGUACGCUCUGGACUGCAUGCUGUGGCAGUGGUGGCCACACCGCGUCCGGCUACCGAGGCUAGCCUCCGGCAACGCUGCCCUGUCGGCAGUGGCGUCGCCGCAUGCGGCACUUGAUCGCUACGCCGUUUUCGUGUACGAUGCACAUCAAAGCCACGUGUUUGUGUUGCGCACGCCGCACCUACGCAACGGCACCGGUGCCUUCGAGCUACUUUUCUCUUUUCCGUGUGGCAGCCUGCCAUUUGUCUUGCCGUGUUUGCGAGCGCCGCACCCGGCACCCAUCGCUGUGUGCAACUAUCCCCGCCCCAACUGCAUCUCUGUCUACGAUGUCAUGGCGCUGCUGGAUGCCCCGACGGCCGCCACGGUAGCCAUGGAGCUUGACCUAGAGACGUACCAGGCAAACCACUCCGCCUUCUUCGGCAAAGUAUGCACGUCUUCAAGCGGCGAUGACGGUUCAAUUUUCGGAGGAGCCGACAUUUUAUCGAAGAACUGCAGCUCGGCCCGUGGUGUCAUGCCAGCACCUCCACUCCUUACCGGUGAUGCAGACAACGCCAUGGCGUGCUCCGUCACCGCUGCGUCGUGGAGGGCGGAUGCCAUUAACGGCGUGUCCCACCCCAUCCGCAGUAUCUUGUACCACUAUCAGAAUCGCCUCGUCGUGCAGUACGCCUGGCCCAGCGGCUCUGCGCAGCCGGCAGCGACGGAGGGCGCAGACGACGCCGGUGCGGGGCUCGCGUCGUCGUGCGGUAGCGGCGAGUACGAGGCGGAUGGCGAUCGGAGUGUGCGUAGUCGCCACCGGCGCCGUCGCCGCUGCGAAGGCACCGUCUCGUUCACCGUCGAAUUCCCGGCGAUCACACUCGACCAGGACCCGUUGCUCGUCUUUGUGCUUGAGGCACUGAGCGCCGCCCUUGGCGCCCGCGCGGUGGCGGCUCUCGAGUACAUCCUGUUCGCGGAACUAUGGCACUGUAAGUGCCGCGAGGCUGUCGCUGUUGAUGCCUUUGACCUUUGUGCACGGCUGCUGCGCAAGAUCUUCAGAUGUGAAUGUGAUGACUCCGAUCCGGUGCUCGCAUGUGCGAGCGCGCGGGCGCAGCUGCAGCAAGCAGCAGAAGACUCCGAGGUUACGGCGCGCGGGGGGGAGGCCAUGACGGCAGGUGCAGCGCCGCAUGUCUUUGUGGACCCUUCGACCGUGACGCUUCAGCAGAUUCGUCGGACCAUCGCGCGGCACCACACCGCAGACGCACCGGCGUGCUGGAGAGGAGAGGAGGAGGAGAGCGGCACCACCAGCGUCACAAAAACCACCGAUCCGAUCCAGCGGGGGGUGAUUGGCGAGUACGCGUGGAGGCGACAAGAGCGCGGCUUGGCUUUGGUAGCACUGCAUCUGCUGUUUGAGGCGUGCCGCGCACAGGAGCAUCUCUGGUCACUGCUGCCGCGUUUGGCGCGCGUGAACCGGGACCUGAGCAACGCCUUGCGGUGGCCUUCCUACGUAGAGUACUAUGACGCUAUGAGUCCCAGGCUCUUGGCAGCCCCUCCGCCUCCGUCGCCGAAAGCACCGACGCAGAGCUUUACGGACAGCCUCCCGGUGAGCGUGCUGCAAUGUCACUUCGACUCGCUGGAGAGGUCGGACAACGCCACUGCUCUGCGAGCGAGCUGUGCCGCGUCGAUGGCACCGUCAGCCGCCGAGUUUGCCAGCGGUGACGCACCGGCACUUUUUUCGGCGCUCUCCCUCACAGCAAUGCGUAGCAGCACCCCCGCCUCCGUUGCGGUGCCCUAUGGCCCGUGGCCGCUACUGAAGCACUUGCCAGAUGCACACCCCAUCGCACUCGUGAACCGUGUGGUGCUCCUCUACCGCGACAUCUUCGGUGCCUCGGCGGGUUCGCUGACUGCCACUUCCGCGACGAGCGUGGACACCAGCAGAGGGGGCGUUCUCGUGGAUGCGCACGCUGAUGCGACCUGGUGGCAGCGUAUCUGUAGCCUGGUUCUGCACCGGCGCAUUUCUUCGCGUGUGGUGCGGCACGCCCUGAACGCCGCCGCGGCGUACCCGCUUUUGGAGGCGUUGACAAAAGGACGUGAGUGUGCCGAUUCCACGUGGCCAGCGGCACUCCUCGAACUGGUGGGUCGCCGGGACCGGUACCCACCCACCUCGCGGACCGCGCAGAUCUUGAGCGCUGGGCAGCACGUCGUGGAGACCGCGGAAGAGAACGCCGUCUCGCGUCAGUUCCCCGUGGCUUUGACGGACGACGAUGGUGUCUCUGUGCGGCCGGACUUCCGCAAGACCUGGAGAGACUCCCGUCUCGAUAUGGUGCAGAAUCUCUUUAACACGGUCGCCCCCAUUUCGCUCUCGGGGUUCGAGGACCGUCCGGAGGAGCUCACCGGGGCGCUUGAGCUGCUCUCGUGCCGCACGCGAGCGAUGCCGCUCGGUCGCGGCAUGCUCACAAUGUGCACGCAGAGCUUCAAGGUGCAGGAUAGCAUCCCCAUUGCACCGCUGAAUCUGAACGGGCGCACCAACGACGGGAUCAGCAUUGCGAGCAAGCCGGCGGACGACCUCAUGUGGCCUCUUUUUCACAACGGGUGCGCAGCCGGUCUCCGGUUUCUGCCGCUGCCGCCGGCCUUCUGCGCUGGCUCAGGAGAAGCGCCGUUCGCGACGCAGGACACGCUCGGAGAUAUGGAUGCAAAGGAGGCAGCUGCCCUUUCGCCUGGAAACGUCGCGCAGAGUAUCACAAAGCAGUGGGUCAUGUACCAGACGAAGAACAUCGGCAACCCCGCUUCGCGAGCUGGGCUUUUGCUCGCCACGGGGAUCCUCGGCCACCUCACGGUGCUGCAGCGCACGGAUAUCUUCUACCUUCUCAUCUCGCGACAGGAGCAGUACGUCUGGCGCGAGGCCACAACAAUGGCGGUGAUGCUAGGGCUGAGCUGCAGCUUCUGCGGCACCGGAAAUGAGGCGGUGUUCCGCUGCCUCUCGGUGCAUGUGCAGUCGCUGAAUCCGAGUGCCGAGGAUAUCGAGGUGUCCCUGGAUGUGCAGACAGCAGCGCUUGUGUCCAUGGGCCUUCUGUGUCAACAGUCGCCGUCAAACUCCUUUCUUGUGGAGGUCUUCCUCGUUGAGCUGUCGCGCAGGCCCACCGAUGAGCACUGCACCAAGCGCGAAGGCUACGUGCUCGGCGCCGGCUUUGGCCUUGGCCAGCUGCUGCUCGGCGUAGGUCACUCGCACGGAGUGCAGCGCGUUGAGGACCGUCUGCUGGCCAUCAUGAAGGGCGGACCUCGCAGCGCCGCCGUGUCAACGCGCGAGGGUGUCCAGCACUUUGAAGAAACGAUGGGUCGCGGGGAGGCAGGACAUUUCCUCACCCGUGCGCUACUGUCGCAGGACGAGCGGGAGGCCACCUACAACGCGUGUGCGAGUGUCUACGAAGGCGACUGCUACAACGUGUUCGUGUCCGGGCCAGCGGCUGCUGUGGCACUUGGUAUGAUGUAUCUGAGGACUGACAACGCGUUCAUCGCGUCAAGGAUGGCGCCGCCGAAUCGGCGCGCCGCGAUGCAGAAGUUGACGCCGCUGAUGUGCCACCUGCGGAGCAUGAUGGCCUCGCUGAUUGCCUGGAGCUCGAUCGAGCCAACGCGAGUGUGGCUCUACAACCAGGUGCCCUCCGCCUUGUUGGAGCUGACGCAAGCACCGCUGCCGCGGCUCGCCACGCAGCAGAUCAACUACUUGCUGAUGAGCCUUGCCCACUGUAUCGCCGGGCACGUGAUGGCGGUCGGGUUGCGAUUCGCAGGCACGAUGGACAGCACAGCGCGCGACCUCAUCUUCGCGGAGCUACAGGGCUUUCUCGCUGGUCAGGUCGGCUCCACCAAGACCGCCAUUCCCGCCGUACAACGCGCGACAGGUGCGUAUGAGACGUGCCUGCUGGCCUGUGCGAAUGCGCUGAGUCUUGUCAUGGCCGGCACCGGGGACUUGAGGGCGUUAGCGCUGCAGCAGCAGCUGCACCGGCGCACAAAUGUGCCCUACGGCUCCCACAUGGCCAUCUCCAUGAGCAUCGGUUUGCUAUUCCUGGGAAGUGGCCGGCUGACACUGUGCAACAACAUCACCGCGGUUGCGGCGCUGCUCAUGGCAUUUUACCCGGUCUGGCCGAAGGACGCAGAGGACAACACGGGCCAUUUGCAAGCGCUGCGGCACUUGUAUGGGCUGGCCGUGGUGCCACGGGUCAUGGAGGCAGUGGAUGCUGCCAGCCACCAGCCUGUGUCGGUGCCUGUGCGCAUCGUUCUGCGCAAGAAGAAUUCUGCCGAAAUGGAGGCCGGUGUGAGAGCUCAGCCGCGAACCUCGAGUGCUGCUGCUUCUGCUGCUGUGCAGCACGCCGAGAGCACCGAGCAGGCUAUCCACACUGUCACCCCGUGCCUGUACCCGCCAGUGGAGAUGAUCGAGCGGGUGGAGGUGCGCGGCACUCAAUACUACCCACUCGUCUUCUACGCCUUCAGCAAGGAGCUCACGCAGUCGGCGGGUAUGCUGUUUCGCGUCAUGGCGAAGGAGAGCGCCUCCUCGCCGGUGUACGGUCGAGGUGGCGGACGUGUGUUCUCUACCAGGACUUCAAUGGAAUCCAGGCUGCUCGGCUGGCUGCAUCGACUCUUUCGCCAGAGCUCGACGACGAUGACCGAGGCACUCACUAUCAUUGACAGCGUAAAGCUAGUACUUCAGGUGCAGCGCCCACUUCUCUCCCGCACAACAGGGGGCGGUGAGCUGCUGCUCUCCGGCGACUUUGGAGAGGCCAUGGCGGAGGCAAUGGAGAGACGGUAUGCGUUCAUCUUCCUUCAUGGUGGCGUGCCGGCCGUCGAAGGUGUGUCGAGUGAUCCUCACCACCCACUUCGCCAGCUGAUUCUCGAGGGCAAAUCGCGCGCCGAGGUAUUUCAGUCCAUCGCUCGCCAUCCUCAGGGCACGGUAGCGUUUCCAUGUGACUUCACAGCCCUGGCCGUUGGUGGCACCUCUCCGGCAAAGUGGGGAGGAGGGAGAGCGGGGUCGCCGAUGUUGUCUGCAGAGCGGAACAGGUGCCCUGUCAUUGACACGGGUGCGUUGGCGCGCUGGAUGACAGAGGCGUUGCACUAUUACGGUAUAGGUCAGCGGGAGAUCGCGCUGCUCCGGCAAGCCUUCACAGCUCUUUCCACGCCUGCUUCUGGUAGCCCGAUAGGGACCAGCCGCGAGGGCUCGUCAUCGGUGCAGCGACUCACAGCCCUCCUGCAGUUGCAAGCGACGACGCUGCUGCCUUUUGCAACCCUCGAGAAGAUCUGGGCCUGCUGCGUCGACUGA
Molecule: messenger RNA, 6483 nt
Organism: Leishmania mexicana MHOM/GT/2001/U1103
Lineage: Eukaryota; Euglenozoa; Kinetoplastea; Trypanosomatida; Trypanosomatidae
Product: cyclosome subunit-like protein
Exons: 1
Coding region: 1-6483 (2160 amino acids)
Biological process (GO): anaphase-promoting complex-dependent catabolic process; metaphase/anaphase transition of mitotic cell cycle; protein K11-linked ubiquitination
Cellular component (GO): anaphase-promoting complex
Molecular function (GO): molecular adaptor activity
Source: RefSeq, a predicted model, not a curated record